AUGGUCAAUACCAGAAGGACUAAUGAUCCCCACUUUCUCUUGAGUCACAUCGAGUUUCCACAAGGCCGUGUGGAUUACAGAGCUAUCUUUGAUGAGAACGACCCAGAAAAGUUUGCCUUUAUUAAACUGUUAGAAGCCAUCAAUUUGAGAGCAAGCGAAAUGUCAGCUUUACAGCCUACUUUCCCAAAAAUGGAUUUAUCAGCCCUCUACUGCUUGGGCAUCACUAUUCAAGAGUAUGUAAGACACUUGAGCACAGAUGUGCUGGCGCAGAAGAGAGCAGCUGAAAACAAGUCGCCUAUCAAUAACUCUUACACGCCACAAGAGAUCAAAGCAAGAACAUUGGAAGCUGUCAUCCAGAAGUAUAAGCCUCAAACAAGCACAAUAGCAAAUGCGCAACAUGCUCCUCCCGUCACAGCACGCCCUAAUAUAGAUCAGGAGCUCCAUCAUUCAGCCAAGCAUCCCCAUCAUCAAGUCGAGAUCAAGACAUCUGAGAAAGCAGGUCGUUAUGAUAAGAUUGCGUCCGAUCCUAAAUGGACAGGAACACUUGUCAAAAGCCCUCGAGAUUUGAAAGCCAAUUCGGAACAAGCGGCUGCCAGAAGAGCCAAAGCAGAAGCAAAUCAGAAAAAGAGAUUAGAAGCCCAACAAGCAAUGAUAGAGAGGGAAGGGCGGCAGCAAGAAAAAAUAGAGUUACUGCUGCCUCGCAAGAGAGUGAGAUCUGCGGAUGAUGAUACCAAUUACGACAUAUUCGAUAAAGCAAAUCAUAGUAAACCGAAAAAAGCCAAGGGUUCUUCCCGCAAGAAGAAAAAGACAGCACCAUCAAGUCAGAAAGGCUUUUAG
This is a messenger RNA of Mucor velutinosus, 837 nucleotides long. RefSeq lists its product as uncharacterized. The coding region runs from base 1 to 837 and encodes 278 amino acids. The transcript has 3 exons. The record is from RefSeq and is a predicted model, not a curated record. NCBI's taxonomy places the organism in Eukaryota, Fungi, Mucoromycota, Mucoromycetes, Mucorales, Mucoraceae.